Molecule: messenger RNA, 893 nt
Organism: Fragaria vesca subsp. vesca
Lineage: Eukaryota; Viridiplantae; Streptophyta; Magnoliopsida; Rosales; Rosaceae
Product: cytokinin dehydrogenase 7-like
Exons: 2
Coding region: 134-493 (119 amino acids)
Biological process (GO): cytokinin metabolic process
Molecular function (GO): cytokinin dehydrogenase activity; flavin adenine dinucleotide binding
Source: RefSeq, a predicted model, not a curated record
CAAAGCUUCAAGCUUCUUGCUUUAGAGAGAAAGAGAGAGAGAGAGAGAGAUCUUGUAGUAGUAGCUUCUUGCUUUAAAUAGAGAGCCGGAAAAAUUUAACCGCAAAACCCAAAAACUUUGUUUUCCGGCCAAGAUGAUAGCUCACUUGGAGUACUGUUUGCUCCAAGAAAACGAAAACGAUACCGAAUCCCGGCCUUACGACGUCGCCUCCGACCUCCAAGCGGCCAAAGAUUUCGGCAUUUUAUCCAACGCUGGUGUCACCGGCCAGGCUUCCAACUCGGAGCUCUUGUUUUCCGGUCUUGUCGGACUGGGCACCAGAGCUAGAGUCUUGCUCCGGCAAGCCCCGGACAUGAUGAGGUGGAUAAGGCUGGGCUACACCGAGUUGGACGCCUUCACCCGCCACGCCCAGUCGCUAAUUACUCUUGACCACAACGACGACUUGUUCGAUUAUGUCCGCACAUCUUUAAGGAAGAGCAGCACAUCAAGGCCAUAAGAACAUCUUCAAGAACGGCAUUGGUAGACCCAUGCUCGUUUACCCUCUUCUUCAUCAAGUCUUUCCGUAAUAACUUGCAGAUUUUCAAUGUCAUAGAGUUGGAGGUUCUUACGAAGAUUUGUAUUUGCUCGGAAAAAGAAAACCUGAACAAAAGUCUUACUCCAAGAAAGUCUUUUAUCAGCUUUCAAAUUAACGCAUGAAGGAGCAUCACGUAAUUAAUCUCGGUUUUUGUUCUGAUGGCAAUCCUCGCUCCGGACAGAAAAUUUUCUCAAGAAUUAUUAGCAAACCAUAGCUAGCUAGAGCUAAUAGUCAUUGUCAUUUUAAGUUUCUUCAGUAAUGUUUAUCCUCUUGUGUUUUCCUGUCGGCCAGUGCCAUUGUUGUUAUCAAUUGAACAUUUCGG